AUCUAUACACAAUGGCUACAAGAUCAUGAUAGCCAACUCAAUAUUGAUAUCGACAUUCUGAAGCAGAAGACUGGGGUAACAGACACCCAGCUAGACAAAAGAAUUGAGCAUAAACAAUUGUGGAGCCUGGCUGGUUUACUUGGCAGCUAUGAUAAGUUUGUUUAUAGAAAGCCAGGGUUUGAUCUCAAUAAUGCCGAUAUAGCAGAUCUAGAGACCAUUGCCUCUAAGCGUAAUGGCAAUCAACUGGCCAUGUGUGAAGCUUUGAGAAAAUGGGAAAAUGUCAUCCGUGACUUCGCUUAUCGGUCGUUGUUGGAGAUUUUGAUUGGUUGUCGUGAAGGAGCUUUGGCUGACCAAGUGUGUAGGACUUUCAUCCAGUCACAAGCCAGUGAGCUGAAUAAAGAAGAGGCUGUGUCCUUGUCACCUGCACCAGGCACUACAACUGCUGACCUCAUAAAAGAAUUUGAUAGGAGGUUUAGGGAUCUACGAAAGAUAGCUCUCGAGGAGAUAACUGAGAAACGAAUACCUGUGACUGAGUUCCGCCAAACACUCAUGAAUUUACCAUGCCCUAUCACAAAACGAAAACAAAGAUUUUAUCAUAUCGAAGUAUUUCUUGUUUGAAGAAGCUAAGUCAAACGAAAGCAUCUUUCUGCAUCUCAAUUUCUACUUAAGCUUUAUUGAUUUCAGCCUUCUUGAGCAUAUCAUAGAGCAAUUUGGUAGUGAUAGUCUGAAACGAGACAUGAGCAGCUAUGCAGAAGACAUGAGACAGUUCAGAAUGAAAACGCCCGUUAGCGAAGCACUUGACCAUCUUCCGAAAAUUUCAGAUCCUCCUGCAAAUCACUCUCGUCUAACAGUGAAGUUUGAUGUUGAUGUUCAGACUGCAACUCUUGAAAAUCUAGAGACGUACAGGAAACGUUUUGCUAGUGAUUUCUUGCUCUCCCAGCUAGCCCUUUCUUUGUUUGACCUUCAGGAGAGCUCACUACUGGUUACAUGGCUAGUUCCUGCUGCUGUAGGAGCAAUGAUCAGUGAUCAAGUGCAGAAAAAGUCUUCGUUCUGUUUAAGCAACAAUAUUCUCAAGCUAUCACUUGAAGGAGAAUGUCUCUAUCCAAUGACAAAGGUUAGUCAAUCAGGUCAAUCAGGAUCUGGUAGUCCUAUGAUUGAAGCUGGAGCUGUGACCUCUCUUAAACCACAUCAAAGGAUAGCAGAUGAAAUGAAGCGAACAAUCAAUCUCGGACCUAAUCAUCGUGGACUGGUUAUUGUUGUAUUAUCGUUGUUGGACCUAACGGACGUGCUCACGAGGAAAUUGAGAUUUGCUGUUUACGAGCCUCGAGAUAUACUAUCCCUAAAGUCACACAUGCAAGCUGUAGAUCUUGUGGAGCUGAAACACCAUCCCAUAAUAGUGAUGGUAUCUGGAGUUGGAAGGGAUAAUCUUAUUUUGCUCACUGAAUGUGGUUACAUCAACAUCAAGGAAGAUAUUAUAGCACCACUAUUCCCUCCUAUGGCCACACACCUUGCUGACAACCCAAAGAUAUUCCUGUUUAUUAUUUCAAACUUUUCUGAACCUCUACAUUUCAUUGAACCAUUCGGGCAAAAUUACAUUGUUGGUUAUAUUGCAUGCGAUGAUCUCGGUGAUAGGUUGAGGGUGACACGCAUCGUAGAGGACAAACUGGCACACCCUUCUAUAUCUGUGCAAGAGAUCUUUACUUCAAUUAGCGACAAGCUUCCACACACUGCUACCAUGACUGUGAUCGACCAUCUCAAGGAGCCAGUCUACUUGCAUCCUCGUAGAUCUGAUCUAAUGGAAACUCACAGCGGAUCACAAGAGGAGUCCGAUACUCUAUCACGUCUAGGUGGACUAUCAAUCGUUGAGCAAUCACAUCUACUGGAACAACCAACUAAGAAGCUCAAGACUGAACUAUCACCUGAGUCAACACGACAGAACCAACGGUAACUUGUUCGAAAUGAACUCGUACUCUUGAGGCAUUCAGGAGGUUCUUCACAUGGUUAAAGGCUUGUUGUUGUUUUGAACCCCAUUUCCACUUCUUCUUCUUCUGGA
Messenger RNA from Halichondria panicea, 2053 nucleotides. RefSeq lists its product as uncharacterized. Lineage: Eukaryota; Metazoa; Porifera; Demospongiae; Suberitida; Halichondriidae. The record is from RefSeq and is a predicted model, not a curated record. Bases 737 to 1948 code for a protein of 403 amino acids. The transcript is spliced from 6 exons.